AUGAAAGAGAAGAAACGCAGUCUAGGCCUUUCUGCCUUUUUUGCAGGCGCAAUGAGGGCUGUUGAUCAGGGCGAAAGCGUGUUCAGCAUGUUCAAGAGCGAAUUAGCGCCACAGGACGAGGGUCUUGAACAACUCAAGCUCGAGCUUGGGGUGGAGCUGGAGUUGCAGCUGGAACAGGCUCGCUGCGGAUGA
This is a messenger RNA of Penicillium subrubescens, 192 nucleotides long. RefSeq lists its product as uncharacterized. Lineage: Eukaryota; Fungi; Ascomycota; Eurotiomycetes; Eurotiales; Aspergillaceae. The record is from RefSeq and is a predicted model, not a curated record. Bases 1 to 192 code for a protein of 63 amino acids. The transcript has a single exon.